AUGAGGGUGCUCCUGCUAGCCUUGGCUGUGGCCUUUGUCGCGGGCCACCAAGUCAAAAUAGCUCCAGAAUUUGAUGUUGGAAAGACAUACUCCUACAAAUAUGAAGCAAUUCUUAUGGGGGGACUACCCGAAGAGGGUCUGGCUCGUGCUGGGUUCAAAAUUCGGAGCAAAGUUCUAAUCAGUCCAUUGGCUACUGACACCUUAGUACUGAAGCUCCUGGAACCAGAGCUCUUUGAGUAUAGUGGUGUCUGGCCCAAAGACGCUUUUGUACCAGCCACUAAGCUCACCUCUGCCCUGGCAGCUCAGCUGAAGACACCACUCAAGUUUGAAUACGUUAAUGGUGUUGUAGGCAAAGUGUACGCACCAGCUGGUAUCUCUACUUCUGUACUGAAUAUCAUCAGGGGAAUCCUCAAUAUUUUCCAAAUGAACAUCAAGAAGACAAUGAACGUCUACGAGCUCCAGGAGCCUGGCGUACAGGGUGUGUGCAAGACCAGUUAUGUCAUCACUGAGGAUGCAAAGGCUGACCGCAUCCUUUUGACCAAGACCAAAGACUUGAACCACUGCCAGGAGAGAAUUGUCAAGGACAUAGGCAUGGCUUACACAGAAAGAUGUCCUGAGUGUCAAUUGAGAGGCAAAGCCCUAAAGGGAACAGCAGGAUUCAACUAUGUCAUGAAGCCAUCAGCCACAGGAGCUCUACUCCUGGAAGCUUACUCGACCGAGCUGGUUCAGUUCUCUCCCAUCAACAUCCUGAACGGUGCUGCCCAGAUGGAGUCCAAGCAGUCCCUGAAAUUCCUCGAGAUCCAGAAAACUUCAGUUGAGCCCCUCAAAACUGAUUACAUCCACCGCGGAAACCUGCAGUACGAGUUUGGCAGCGAGCUGCUUCAGACACCCAUCCAGCUUCUAAGGAUUACCAACGCUGAGGCUCAGAUCGUUGAGAUUCUGAAUCACGUGGUGACCAACAAUGUUGCCAAAGUCCAUGAAGAUGCACCUCUUAAAUUUAUUGAGCUCAUUCAGCUGUUCCGUACCGCCAAAUACCAAACGAUUGAAGCCCUCUGGUCGCAGUUCAAAUCACGUCCAGAACAUAGAGAAUGGAUCCUGAAUACAGUCCCUGCCAUUGGCACUCACGUUUCACUGAGGUUCAUUAAAGAACAUUUCCUCAAUGGUCAACUGACCGAAGCUGAAGCAACUCGGGCUCUUAUGGUAGCCGUGCACAUGGUGACUGCUGACUUGGAAGCCAUUCAGCUCAUUUCAGAUAUUUCCGAGACACCAAAGGUCAUGGAAACUCCAGUUUUGAGUCAAAUUGCUGCGCUUGGCUUUGGCAGUCUGGUUUCUAAAUACUGUGCCGAGAACCCAACUUGUCCAGUGGACCUCAUCAAGGAUGUCCACGAUCUGGUUGCCAAGGCUAUUUCCAAGGGUACUCCAGAUGAUAUAAUCUACCUUCUUAAAAUUCUUGGUAAUGCAGGACAUCCUAGCAGCCUCAAGCCAAUCAUGAAGGUUCUGCCUAUCUUUGGCAAUGCUGCUGCUAAUCUGCCACUCCGAGUUCACAUCGAAGGUGUUUUGGCACUUAGGAACAUUGCGAAGAGAGAGCCGAAAAUGGUCCAAGAGGUUGUUAUUCAGCUGUUCAUGGAUAAAACUCUUGACCCAGAGCUCCGUAUGGUUUCUGCCAUUGUGCUGUUUGAGACCAAACUGCCCAUGGGUUUGGUGACUACCAUUGCUAAUGCACUUUUGAGGGAACCGAAUCUUCAGGUUACCAGUUUGGUCUACUCUUACAUGAAGGCAAUGACGAGAUCCACCACUCCUGAUUCUGUGCACGUUGCUGCAGCCUGCAAUGUUGCUUUGAAGAUCCUCAGCCCCAAACUUAACAGACUAAGCUAUCGCUUCAGCAGAGCGCUGCUUGUUGAUGGCUACUACAGCCCCUGGAUGGUUGGUGCUGCUGCCAGUGCCUUCUAUGUGAAUGACGCUGCAACUGUUUUGCCAAGAGCUGUUAUGGCUAAAGCUCGCUUGUACUUCGCGGGAGUUUAUGCUGAUGUUAUUGAGGUUGGAGUGAGGACUGAGGGAAUCCAAGAAGCCCUUCUUAAAGUCCCAAAUCUUUCUGACGAUGCUGAUAGGCUUACCAAAAUGAAGAGAGUUCUCAAGGCUCUUUCUGAAUGGAGGGCCCAGCCUUCAAGGAAGCCCCUAGCCUCAGCACAUGUUAAGCUUUUCGGACAGGAUAUUGCCUUUGUCGAUGUCGACAAAGUAGUGGUUGAUCAGCUGAUGGCGAUUGUCACCGGGCCAGAAGUUCAGUCUUAUGGAAGGAAGGCCUUAGAUCAGCUCCUGGCUGGUGUGAAAUUUAACUAUGCUCUGCCAAUGCUGGGUGCUGAAGUUCGUCGCAUCAUGCCCACUGUUGUCGGUCUACCUAUGGAACUCAGUUUCUAUACUUCAUCUGUGAUAAAUACGGCCCUUGAACUCCAAGCCACUGUGUCGCCACCUCCAGCUCAGCGAUUCAACCCCUCUCAACUUCUUAAGUCUGACAUCAGCAUUAAGGCGGCAUUUACUCCUAGUGUUUCCAAGUAUACCUAUGCAGUGAUGGGUGUAAAUACUGCAUUGGCCCAGGCUGUAGUGGUCUCAAGAGCCAAAGUUCACACUGUUCUCCCAGCAAAGAUUGAAGCAAGACUUGACAUGAUCAAGGGCAACUUCAAGUUUGAGCUCCUGCCAGUCCAGGGAGUCAAUAAGAUUGCAUCAGCACUUGUUGAGACAUUUGCUGUUGCCCGAAAUGUGGAAGACCUCGCAGCUGCUAAGAUAACACCACUGAUUCCGGCCGAUUAUUCACCACAGUCCUCAAAGAAGUCCUCAUCCAGAUAUUCCAGGAUGACAUCCUCUAUGAGUGGUCACAAGUCAGUGUCAUCUGAACUGAUCUCCAAUCAACCAAGCAAAAUGAACAAACUCAUUAAGGCAUUUGAGAAAAAGCUUUGUAAAGAAAUGGAAACCUUUGGAAUCAAGGCAUGCGCUGUGAUUGAAUCUCGCAGUGCAUCAGUCAUUCGAGAUGUUCCACUGUAUGCCGUCAUUGGAAAGCAUUCCGUUUUUAUUGAGGUUACACCAGCUUCUGGACCAGCAAUCGAGAAGGUUGAAAUUGAGAUUCAAGUUGGAGAGAAAGCAGCAGAAAAGAUCAUCAAAGUCAUUGACCUGAGUCAAGAUGACACUAUUCUUGAGGACAAGAAUGUCCUGAUGAAGCUGAAAAAGAUCCUUGUUCCUGGUCUGAAGAACCGUACCUCUUCCAGCUCUCGCAGCUCUAGUUCUGUUAGCUCUCGCUCAAGCAGCUCAAGCGUUUCUAGGCCAUCCAAGAGCUCUUCAAGUUCCUCUCGCAAAAUAAGCAAAAUGGUUGACACUCUUGACCCGACUGACAAGCCAUCCAAGUUGCAAAGGCCUUCUAGCAAAUCCUCCAGCAGCAGAUCCAGCCUUCAUUCAAGCAAAUCCUCUAGCAGCAGAUCCAGCCUUCAUUCAAGCAAAUCAUCCAGCAGCCAAUCCAGUCUUCGUUCCAGAAAAUCUUCCAGCAGUAGAUCCAGCCUGAAAUCAAGCAAAUCCUCCAGCAGCGUCUCCAGCAGCAGCAGAAGAAGCAGCAGCAGCAGCAGUAGCAGCAGUUCUUCUUCUAGCUCUCAGUCAAAGCAAGAAUUGUACGACAUGAAUUUUACCAAGAUCCACAUCCACCAGCAUUCAGUACCUGCAAGUCGCCGCAAUAGCCACAGCAGUGCUCGCAGUUUUGAGGCCAUCUACAAUAAGGCUAAAUACCUCGCUAGUGCCACCCCUCCAACUGUGACCAUCCUUAUCCGUGCCGUGAGGGCCGACCGCAAGGAACAAGGGUACCAGAUUGCAGCUUACUUUGAUAAAGCGACUUCCAGAGUGCAGAUCAUUUUUGCCAACCUGGCAGAGAAAAACAACUGGAGAAUUUGUGCUGAUGGUGUGAUGCUGAGCGACCACAAGUUGAUGGCCAAGAUUGCCUGGGGUAUUAACUGCAAACAAUACAUGACUGAGAUCGCUGCUGAAACUGGUCUUGUUGGUCAAGAACCAGCGCUCCGUUUGAAGCUGACCUGGGACAAACUGCCAAGCAACAUGAGAUACUAUGCAAAGAGGUGGUCUGAAUAUGUUUCAAGAUUAGUUCUGGAAACGGGAGUUAGCGUGGCAAAGGUCAAGAAUGUUCCCAAUCAGAUCAAACUGACAGUGGCGAUUGCUUCAGAACAAAGCCUGAAUAUUGUCCUCAAGACACCAAGGAGCACAAUCUUCAAAGAAGGCAUCCCUCUUCCCAUUUCCCUGCCAAUUGGUGAAACUGCGUCAGAGUUGAAGGCGUAUGACGAUAGCUGGGUUGACACCAUCUCUUACAUGGUCAGCAAGGCUCAUGCAGUUGAAUGCAGAGUAUCCAAGGACACAGUGAACACAUUCAACAACAGGACAUUCAAGGCAGAGAUGCCUCACUCCUGCCCCCAGGUUUUGGCUCAGGACUGCACCGCUGAGGCUAAAUUCAUUGUUAUGCUGAAGAGAGACCAAGAACGAGAACAAAACAUGCUCAUUGUGAAGAUUGCAGAUAUUGAUGUCGAGAUGUAUCUGAAGGACAGUGUUCCCACGGUGAAGGUUGACAAAAAAGAAAUCCCUGUUAAUAAGCUGCCAUACCGUCAUCCAACAGCCGACAUCCAGAUCAAACAGAGUGGUCAGGGCAUCGCCCUCCACGCUCCCAAACAUGGUCUUCAGGAGGUGUACUUUGACAUCAAUGUCCAGAAGGUUAAAGUAGUGGACUGGAUGAGAGGACAGACCUGUGGUCUUUGUGGAAAAGCCGAUGGGGAGAUCAGACAGGAAUACCGAACGCCCAACACACGUUUGACCAAGAGCGCGGUCAGUUAUGCUCAUUCCUGGGUGCUGCCCGCUGAGAGCUGCAGAGACGCCACAGAGUGUUACAUGAAGCUUGAGUCUGUCAAGCUGGAGAAACAGAUCAUACUCCACGGCCAAGAGUCCAAAUGCUUCUCUGUUGAGCCGGUGCUGCGCUGUCUGCCUGGCUGCAUGCCACUGAGAACCACCACUGUCUCAGUUGGCUUCCAUUGCCUGCCUGCUGACACCCAACUGAACCGUUCUGGGGGAAUGAGCAGCAUCUUCGAGAAGAGCGUGGACCUAAGGGAAACCACCGAAGCCCACGUAGCCUGCCGUUGCACUGCUCAGUGUGCUUAA
Messenger RNA from Nerophis lumbriciformis (worm pipefish), 5190 nucleotides. Lineage: Eukaryota; Metazoa; Chordata; Actinopteri; Syngnathiformes; Syngnathidae. The record is from RefSeq and is a predicted model, not a curated record.